This is a messenger RNA of Knipowitschia caucasica, 3486 nucleotides long. Lineage: Eukaryota; Metazoa; Chordata; Actinopteri; Gobiiformes; Gobiidae. The record is from the annotation of a GenBank genome assembly.
AUGCCCCGACACCCGAUGUCCUUCGCGGCUAAGAACAUGUUCUUUGACGAGCGCUGGAUGGAGAAGCAGGAGCGCGGCUUCACCUGGUGGAUCAACGACCUGCUCACGCCGGAGGCCUUCAAGGUGCAGCCCGCCGCCGCCAAAGUGAGUGCAGCGGCCGUGGUGCUGGGUGGUGGGAGCAGGGCUCUAACCCGAGCUCCAACCCGUGAGGAGAUGUCGUUCCGCACGUACACGGCGCGCAGGCGGCUGAACCGACUGCGGCGUGCGGCCUGCGACCUGUUCUCCUCCAACGCUCUGGUCAAAGCCAUCCACCGACUGGAGCUGGAGGUGGAGGCUCGGCGGCUGCUGGUGCGGCCGGACCGCCACCUGUGGAAGGACAUCGGUGAACGACAGAAGGUCCUGAACUGGCUCCUGUCCUACAACCCACUGUGGCUACGGAUCGGACUGGAGACUGUGUUUGGAGAGCUGAUCUCUCUGGAGGAUAAUGGAGACACCCUGGGCCUGGCCUGGUUCAUUCUGCAGCGUCUGCUCUGGAACCCGGACAUUGCUGCUGAGUUCAAGCACAACUCAGUCCCACAUCUGUACAGAGACGGCCAUGAGGAGGCGCUGUCUCGCUUCACUCUGAAGAAGCUGCUGCUGUUGGUGUGUUUCCUGGACAUCGCCAAAACCUCACGCAUCAUAGAACACGACCCCUGUCUCUUCUGUUUGGACGCAGAGUUUAAGUCGAGUAAGGAGCUGCUGCUGGCCUUCUCUCGGGACUUCCUGAGUGGGGAGGGCAUCCUGCCCAGACACCUGUCCCUCCUCGGGCUCUCGGUGUCCCACGAACAGAAGCCUCUGGACGAGUUCAGUUUCGCCGUGCAGAAUCUGGCGGUCGACCUCAAGUGCGGCGUGCGCCUCGUACGCCAUGUUGGCGUUACUCAGACGCCAUGUUGGCGUUACUCAGACGCCAUGUUGGCGUUACUCAGACGCCAUGUUGGCGUUACUCAGACGCCAUGUUGGCGUUACUCAGACACCAUGUUAGCGUUACUCAGACACCAUGUUGGCGUUACUCAGACGCCAUGUUGGCGUUACUCAGACGCCAUGUUGGCGUUACUCAGACACCAUGUUGGCGUUACUCAGACGCCAUGUUGGCGUUACUCAGACGCCAUGUUGGCGUUACUCAGACGCCAUGUUGGCGUUACUCAGACGCCAUGUUGGUGUUACUCAGCUGCGUGGCGGCGCUGGUCUGGUUUCAUUUGGUCUCAACUCUCUCCCCUCAGCCGCGUGGUGGAGCUGCUGGUCCAGGACUGGAGUCUUUCUCAGAAGCUCCGCCUCCCGGCCAUUAGCCGCUUGCAGAAGGUUCACAACGUGGACCUGAGUCUGCAGCUGCUGAAGAAGAAAGGCCUGGACCUGAAGGACGACCACGGUUCUGUGAUCGAGUCCCGGGACAUCGUAGACGGACACAGAGAGAAGACUCUUGCACUCCUCUGGAAAAUCAUCUUCACUUUUCAUGUGGAGGUGGUGCUGGACGAGCUGCAGCUGAAGGAGGAGAUCUGCUUCUUGAGGAGAACUCUGAAAACCAAACGGCGUCUGGAGGAUCUGAGGACCGACCGCGGCCUCCAGCCCAGUCCCAGUCCAGGUCCAGAGAAAGACCAUAGAGGCUUUGACCACAGCAGCCCCAAGAUCCAGCUGCUCAUGGCCUGGGCCAGGGCCGUGUGCAACUUCUACUCCGUCAAGGUGGAGAACUUGACGGUGUCCUUCUCAGACGGGCGCGUCUUGUGCUUCCUGAUCCACCAUUACCACCCCGGCCUGGUGCCCGCGGCCUCCAUCUGCCUGAAGACCAGCCAGACCCAGGACCGGUCUGCCCGAGGGCGGCUGCAGCUGGACGGGGAGAGCUCCGACUCGGACACCUCCUUCACCUCCUUCACCUCCUCCACCUCCUCCACCUCCACCCCCUGCAGCUCCAGUGGUUCUUCGUUCAAAGAGCUGCUGGAGAACGAGAAGCAGAACUUCUGUUUGGUGAACAGCGCCGUGAGUUUCCUUGGAGGAGUUCCUGCGAUGAUCGACGCCACCGACAUGUCCAACACCAUCCCCAACGAGAAGCGUCCUGGCAUGCCGUCUGGAGCGAGGAUGCCCCACCAGGGAGCGCCCAUGGGUCCCCCUGGCCCCCCGUACGGUAGCAGCCCGGCGGUGCGACCCGGCCUGCCUUCCCCCGUGAUGGAGCCCAGCAGGAAGAGGCCCGCCCCGUCCCAGCAGGUCCAGCAGCAGCAGACGCAGCAGCAGGCCGUGCAAAACCGAGCCAGAAAUGCUAAGAGAAGGAAAAUGGCAGACAAGAUUCUUCCGCAAAGGAUCCGUGAGCUGGUGCCAGAGUCCCAGGCCUACAUGGACCUUCUGGCCUUUGAGCGGAAACUGGACCAGACCAUCAUGCGCAAGCGGGUGGACAUACAGGAGGCGCUCAAGAGGCCCAUGAAGCAAAAGCGGAAACUCCGACUCUACAUUUCCAACACGUUCAACCCCGCCAGGCCCGACGCAGACGACUCCGACGGCAGCAUUGCAUCAUGGGAGCUGCGUGUGGAGGGGAAACUGCUGGACGAUCCUGGGAAGCAGAAGAAGAAGUUUUCCUCCUUCUUCAAGAGCCUGGUCAUCGAGCUGGACAAAGAGCUGUACGGUCCAGACAACCAUCUCGUGGAGUGGCACCGCACGCCCACCACGCAGGAGACGGACGGGUUCCAGGUGAAGAGGCCCGGAGACGUGAGCGUCCGCUGCACCCUGCUGCUCAUGCUGGACUACCAGCCGCCACAGUUCAAGCUGGACCCGCGUCUGGCCCGUCUGCUCGGCAUCCACACCCAGACCCGCUCCUGCAUCAUCCAGGCGCUGUGGCAGUACGUCAAGACCAACAAGCUCCAGGACUCCCACGACAAGGAGUACAUCAACUGUGACAAGUACUUCCAACAGAUUUUUGAUUGUCCGCGUCUGAAGUUUUCUGAAAUCCCGCAGCGUCUGACGAACCUGUUGUUGCCUCCAGACCCCAUCGUCAUCAACCACGUCAUCAGAGAGCAUCAGACUUCUCAGGCAAAUUUGAUAGUGACCGCUGUUGACCCCAAUGACCAGAAGAAGACGGCCUGUUAUGACAUCGACGUGGAGGUGGAGGACCCUCUGAAGAGCCAGAUGAGCAGCUUCCUCUUGUCCACAGCCAACCAGCAAGAGAUCGCCUCCCUCGACAACAAGAUUCAUGAGACCAUUGAGUCCAUCAACCAGCUGAAAAUCCAGAGAGAUUUCAUGCUGAGUUUCUCCAGAGAUCCCAAGGGCUACAUCCAAGACUGGCUCAAGUCCCAGAGCAGGGACCUUAAGCUGAUGACCGAUGUGGUGGGGAACCCUGAGGAGGAGCGCAGGGCCGAGUUCUACCACGAGCCCUGGUCCCAAGAAGCCGUCAGCCGCUAUUUCUACUGCAAGAUCCAGCAGCGGAGGCAGGAGUUGGAACAAGCCCUGGCGGUCCGCAACACCUAA